GGAAGCAUACGGAAUUCGCUCGCUAGCAUGGAAACUACCAUAAUGCUCUUGAAAUUACUUGGAUUAUUGUCUCUGACGAUCGAUACGAGAAGUUGCUCCUUCCUGGACUGGAACGGUGACGUCCACAAUACCUUCAACGAUGGCCCGAGCGCUCGACGUCAGAGACGUAACGUUACGAUGGCGGAUGACGCGCUGACGUCAGAGAACGUCACGCAGUACGCCAACGUCAGCACGACGUCGGUGCCUAAACCGCAGUGGUGGCAUGACCUGUACAGUGACAAAUACUACGGCUCAAAACAGUACCUGGAGCGAAAACUGUUCACAGACAAUCCGGACAAAGAGCCGACCAUAUGUUUCAACAACAAUACUCUGCACAACAAGGGCGUGACCCUGGGGCGUUUCGUGUGCCCCAUGGCGAACCAGUCGGACACGUUCGUGCACUGUUGUGGAAAGAGCAAGGAACAGCAGUGCUGCUCGCAGAAGAAAGAGCACGCAGAUGAAACGGAAAGCAUCACCGACGAACUGGUGUAA
Messenger RNA from Dreissena polymorpha, 531 nucleotides. RefSeq lists its product as uncharacterized. The transcript has 3 exons. Lineage: Eukaryota; Metazoa; Mollusca; Bivalvia; Myida; Dreissenidae. The record is from RefSeq and is a predicted model, not a curated record. Bases 28 to 531 code for a protein of 167 amino acids.